AUGGGAAAAUCGAUUGGAACAAUAUGUAGUUUAAAGUUUGCAGGUGAAUUAUUCCCGAAACCAAAUAAGAAUGGAUCAGUAAAUAAUAGUAGUAAUAAUAAUAGUAAUAGUAAUAAGAAUAUAAAUGUUACACCAAGAAAGGAGGAAUCUAUAUAUGCGGAGAUGCCUCUAGGUGGUUUAAUUUUAGUUAGUUCAUUUGGACCGAGCGGUCUCAGUGAGAAUAUUUACCUACCUGGACGACUACGCCGACGAGAUGAUCGAGUUUGUUCAGUCGUUGGCACCGGACCAGUUCAACAACCGCAAGGAACGCGAACUCCCACGCUCGUACGCGAUGUCGCCCAGCAAAGUGGUCGGUGCAUGGCUCGACCGACUGGAGCUGUCCGAGUACACCAAUGUCUUUUUGCAAGCCGGCUACUUUGA
This is a messenger RNA of Heterostelium album PN500, 420 nucleotides long. RefSeq lists its product as uncharacterized. The record is from RefSeq and is a predicted model, not a curated record. The coding region runs from base 1 to 420 and encodes 139 amino acids. Lineage: Eukaryota; Evosea; Eumycetozoa; Acytosteliales; Acytosteliaceae. The transcript has 2 exons.